This is a messenger RNA of Spodoptera litura, 921 nucleotides long. The record is from RefSeq and is a predicted model, not a curated record. Lineage: Eukaryota; Metazoa; Arthropoda; Insecta; Lepidoptera; Noctuidae.
GCGGGAGGAGUUACCAUCGGCGUCGAGACGACGAUGAAGUACCUAGGACUCGUCCUCGACAGUCGGUGGAACUUCAUUGAACACUUCCGACGUUUGGCUCCAAAGUUGGCGAGGACGGGGGCUGCGUUUAAACGCAUCCUCCCCAACCUCGGGGGGCCAAACGCCUCCUGCCGGAGGUUAUACGCCGGGGUCGUGCGGUCCAUGGCCCUCUACGGCGCCCCUGUUUGGGCGCCAAACCUGUUGCGGCGUCCCGCUCGGACGCUGCUCAUGGCACAGAGGGUCAUGGCGAUCCGAAUGAUCCGCGGAUACCGCACGAUCUCUGGGGAGUCGGCGAACCUCCUUGCCGGAUUACCGCCGUGGGAUCUGGAGGCGAAGGUGCUCGCGCGCGUGUACAGCAUGCGCGCGGAGGCACGUCGCCGGGGCGAAACCCCGCUGCCGCGCCAGAUAGGUGCGUGGCGGGAUGAGCUCCGGCGCGAUCUCAUGGCGGAAUGGCAGCAACGACUGUCGCAACCGAGGGCUGGGCUCGCUGCCAUCGCAGCGGUAAGUCCCCUCUUUGAGGAGUGGCUUGAGAGACGCUACGGCGUCCUCACCUACCGCCUGACGCAGGUCCUCACCGGACAUGGAAGUUUCGGGAGGUACCUGUGUCUGAUGGGGCGGGAGGAAACGCCCGGGUGUCAUCACUGCGAGGACCGCCCUGAGGACACGGUGGAACACACGGUGGGAGAAUGCCCUUCGUGGGCUGAGCACCGCCGUGUCCUCAGGGAAGUGAUCGGCGAUGGCGACCUCUCGCGUCCGGGCCUAGUGCAGGCCAUGAUGCGGAGCGAGGGGGAUUGGGAUGCCGUCUCCUCCUUUUGCGAAGCAGUCAUGCUAGCUAAGGAGGAGGCGGGACGCGUGAGGCAGCGAAGCGCUGCCUCCUCGCAA